This is a messenger RNA of Brassica rapa (field mustard), 2716 nucleotides long. Its product is annotated as E3 ubiquitin-protein ligase RING1-like. NCBI's taxonomy places the organism in Eukaryota, Viridiplantae, Streptophyta, Magnoliopsida, Brassicales, Brassicaceae. The record is from RefSeq and is a predicted model, not a curated record. Gene Ontology annotation, biological process: protein ubiquitination. Gene Ontology annotation, cellular component: cytoplasm. Gene Ontology annotation, molecular function: zinc ion binding; ubiquitin protein ligase activity.
AUGUAAUAGGCAUGAGCAUUCGGGGUCCCAAUCUGGUUUCUAUUUUGUCCAAUCGGAUCUCAGUUUUUCGGGUUUAUCAAAAUCAGCCCAUUCGAAUUAUAUGAAAGUUCGGUUUGAGACCGAUUUGGGUUCUAAAAGGUCCGGGCCGUGGUUAGUAAAUCCUCAAAGAACCGGUACAACCCAAUAUAUUUUCGGGUUCGGAUCCCAAUCGGUUCUUUAGUUUAAAAGUACCUGAUUUGUAUCUAUUUUGUAACCAAAACAUAAGUAAAAUCGGUUCUUUAGUUUUAAAGUAUUUGAUCAGUACAUAUCUUGUAACCAAAACAUAAGUAAAAUCGGUUCAAAACUAAGAAAAGAACAUCAAACGUGAUCAUUCAAAAUUAAACAAAAGUGAAACAUAGUUAUUGAUAGAAAGAAAACAAAAUAGAUAAAACCAUAAAACCAAGUUCUCAUGAAAUGAGAAACAUUAUUCAACGAAAACAAAACUAAAUCUAAAACCCUUAAGCAUCACCACCACUUUCAAACAUCAACCUUCGUGUAAUAGACAAUUAUUUUAGAUGUUCUUCAAUAUCUUUAGGGUCCGACUAGUAACAAUUCUGGAAACAAAAGGAACGAAUAAGAAAGAAAUGCAGAGAAACAAAAUAGCAGGAAUGAAAUUUAAAAUAGCAGGAAGAAAGGAAUGUAGUGACCAUUCUUUUUCAAAUUUAACAAGGAAUAAUUUUAUUCUUUAUUUCUCUACAAAAAAAAGUAAUGAAAUGGAAUGAUAAGGAAAAAUUAUCCCUUGUGAAUGAUAAUUUUUUCGGAAUGGUAGAAAAUGCAUUAUUCCUCGUCAUUCUUUGGUCACCAUUAGUGUAUUUUGUAUACAUAUUAUGAAUCGAAAUCAUGUUCGGUACAAGUUUUUUUUGGAAUUUUGAAUGUUUUGGGUUCUAUCGGAUAUCCAUUUAAGUUCGGGUUCAGUUCGAAUAAUACCCACCCAUAACCUGAAAUAAUAUAAAACAAGAUCCAUUCGAUAUUUAUGUUGGAUUCAGAUCGGUUCAGAAUCAUUUUAUUGGAUCAGGUUCAGUUCGGAUUUUCGGGUUCGGUUUAUUUGCCUAGUCCCAAUUCUAUUUUUUUAGUUAAACUCGAAUAUAUUUAUGAUUUAUCUCUCAAUUCAGUUUUGUAAUAAAUUUGUAAAAGAAAGUUAUCAGAUUCAGUAUUCACCAGAUUCUAUUAAAAUCUAAAUUUUCUUUUUGAAAAAUUAGUAUAGAAUCCACAAAAAGGAUAAUUCCACCAAAAAAAUCUCCAAAGUCAGUAAGUCAAAUAUAUGACAAUAUAACAUUCCUUAAUAGUAAAGAAAAACAUUACAUGGGCUGACUGUAUGGUAAAGCCCAAAUACUUUAAUCAUCGUGUAGGAAAAACAUUGAGUCGGCCACAUACCAAAGAAUAUUCUCUCUCCCGUGACGGUUCUUUUCUUCUCUCUCUCAUCUCUCCCUCCGACGAAAUUUCGCAGAUUCCGUCAUGUCUUCCGGCGGAAACUCAGCUGCCUCCACCGCCCCCGCGGUUGAAAAGAUGUUCUUUUGCUACCAGUGCAACCACACAGUCAACAUCUCAAUCUCCUCCGCCGCCGAUCCUUUCUGCCCUCUUUGCUCCGGCGGCUUUCUUGAAGAAUACGACGAACCCGUCCCUACUCUACCCGCGAAUCUCAACCCCGCCGCUUCCGAUUUCUUCCCCAUGGCCGAUCCUUUCUCCACCUUGCUCCCUCUCCUCUUCGGCUCCUCCUCCGCCCCUCCUCCUUCCUCCGCAAACCCGAGCUUCUUCGGACCCCGCUCUGCCCAGAACCAGCCUCAAGGCGGCGCCUUUGAUCCGUUUUCCUUCCUCCAGAACCAUCUCCAGCAUCUCCAGUCCAGCGGCACGCACGUGCAGUUCUUGAUCGAGGAUCAUCCCUUGGAUCCCUCUAACCAAGCCCCGGGGCAUCUCGGGGACUACUUCUUUGGCCCUGGUCUCGAGCAGCUGAUUCAGCAGCUCGCGGAGAACGAUCCCAACCGCUACGGAACUCCUCCGGCUUCGAAAUCGGCUAUCGAGGGGCUGCCUACUGUUAAGGUGAGUAAGGAUAUGUUGAAGUCUGAGAUGAACCAGUGUGCUGUUUGUAUGGAUGAGUUUGAGGAUGGCGGCGAUGUGAAGCAGAUGCCUUGCAAGCAUGUGUUUCAUCAGGAUUGUUUGAUGCCGUGGCUGGAGUUGCAUAACUCUUGUCCGGUUUGUCGGUAUGAGUUGCCUACGGAUGAUCCUGAUUAUGAGAGCAGGAGUCAGGGGCAAGGAGGUCAGACGAGUGGGGAUGGUGGGCAGACUCCGAGGAGCUUUAGUGUGCAGCUUCCUUGGACGUUUGGUGGGAGACGGGAUGGUUCAGGGUCAGGACCACCUGGAAGUGGUGGUGGUGGUGCUGGUGGUGGUGCUGGUGGUGGAGGUGGGUCUAAUCUUGGGACCAGGCAGGAAGAUUUGGAUUGAGUAUGGCCAGAGUCAUUGCUUGGAAAAUUGGAUUGGGAGAAGGAUGUGCACAAGUUCUCACCAAAACAAAAGGCAGUUUCAUUAGGAAAAAAGUGACAUUGAUAUUUUGCAAUAUUUUGUACAUUUACAAAGUAAAAAACAAAGGAGGAUUUUCCUUGUCGGUGUUAUUUUGGGAUUUAUAUAACGAAUGUGAGUUUUAAAAAUCGGAAUAUUUCAUAUAAAUGUGUUAUCUUGGUUA